UGGAAGAAAGAAGGAGCAAGUCACACCCUGGAAGAAGCUCUGUGCCUUUGGAGGUUUUUCUGCCUGCCCGUCCCCAUGCCUCUCCUCCUCUUGCUGCUCCUGUUGCCAAGCCCCUCACACCCCCAAUCCACCUGUGAGAUCUCCACAGUGGCCAAGCAGGUGGAAGCGAACUGUGAGAACCGGGGGCUGAAAGUGCUGCCUCAAGAUUUGCCAGGAGACACAGCCAUUCUCCGCCUGGGUGAGAACCCCCUGGGCACCUUCUCCAUGGCGGCCCUGAAGCCUCUGACUCACCUCACUCAUCUGCACAUGGACAACAGCCAGCUGACCGAGCUGCAGGCUGAAGGGGCGCUGCUGACAAGGCUGGAGACUCUGGAAAUACCCCGCAAUAAGCUGAUGAGCCUGCCCUCCCUAGGACCGGCACUGCCUGCGCUCACUACCCUGGAUGUCUCCCACAACAAGCUGAGCUCAUUGUCUCCCGAUGCCCUGCGAGGCCUGAGCCAUCUCCAUGAGCUCUCCCUGCGUGGCAAUAAGCUGAAGACUCUGCCCCAAGGCCUCCUGGCGCCCACACCCCAGCUCAGGAAGCUCAAUCUGGCUGACAACCAGUUGACAGACCUGCCCCCUGGGCUCCUGGAUGGGUUGGAUGAGCUUGACACCCUCUUCCUCCAAGGGAACUGGCUGCGCACCAUACCAAAGGGCUUCUUUGGGAACCUCCUCCUGCCUUUUGCUUUUCUCCAUGGCAACCCCUGGUUCUGUGACUGUGACAUCCUUUAUUUCAGUCACUGGCUAAAAAGGAAUGAAAACAAUGUCUACUUAUGGAGGGAGGGUGUGGAUGUCAAGGCCAUGACCCCCAAUGUGGAGAGUGUGCAAUGUGUCAAUGUGGUCAGGACAGCCGUCUCUGCCUACGCAGGCCAGGGCUGCCCCUCUCUCAAAGGCGGGGAUGACGCAGAUGACUAUGACUAUUAUGAAGACGCGACUGAUAUGAUGUCCACCACAAGGGCUGUGGUCACCAACGCUGAAGCCAACACAACCCCCAGGGGCCUACUUAACUCAAAAUUUCCUGCUUCUCUACACAGCCAAAUGCCCUACUUGUCUCCAACCCAGGAACCCACUAAGAAAGGGACCACAUUCCCGACCACCAGAAAAUCCAUCACAUUCUCCAAAACUCCAAAACCCACUACUGAACCCACCCCAGAACCCACCACAACCCCACCCACCCCAGAACCCACCACAACCCCACCCACCACAACCCCGACCACCCCUGAACCCACAACCCCACCCACCACAACCCCGACCACCCCUGAACCCACCACAACCCCACCCACCACAACCCCGACCACCCCUGAACCCACAACCCCACCCACCCCAACCCCGACCACCCCUGAACCCACAACCCCACCCACCACCACCACAACUCCAACCACCGCAGAACCCACCACAAUCCAGACCAUCUCAGAAACAACUAUAUUCUUAACCACCACAGAAUCCAUCUCACUCCCUAUGUUAGAAUCCACAACCAUCAUCACUGAAUUUUUUGACUUCGCAAAUGUCCGUAGUGUGGCUGACGGAAAUGUGGCUAGCUCCAGAAAUGACCCUUUUCUCAAUGCUGACUUUUGCUGUCUCCUCCCCCUGGGCUUCUACAUCUUGGGUCUCCUUUGGCUCUUUUUUGCCUCGGUGGUCCUCAUCCUGCUGCUGAUCUGGGUCCGACACAUGAAACCACAGGCCCUGGACUUUGGCCAGUCUGUUGCUCUGGCCACAGCCAAGCACACCACACACGUGGAGCUGCAGAGGGGAAGGCAAGUCGCUGUGCCGCGGGCCUGGCUGCUUUUCCUUCAAGGGACACUCCCAACUUUCCGCUCCAGCCUCUUCCUGUGGGUCCGGCCUAACGGCCGCAUGGGGCCUCUGGUGGCAGGAAGGCGGCCCUCAGCCCUGAGUCUGGGUCGUGGUCAGGACCUGCUGGGUACAGUGGGCAUUAGGUACUCUGGCCACAGCCUCUGA
This is a messenger RNA of Pteronotus mesoamericanus, 1995 nucleotides long. RefSeq names its product glycoprotein Ib platelet subunit alpha (gene GP1BA). The record is from RefSeq and is a predicted model, not a curated record. Bases 76 to 1995 code for a protein of 639 amino acids. Lineage: Eukaryota; Metazoa; Chordata; Mammalia; Chiroptera; Mormoopidae. Gene Ontology annotation, molecular function: protein binding. The transcript is spliced from 4 exons. Gene Ontology annotation, cellular component: plasma membrane.